Messenger RNA from Boeremia exigua, 1277 nucleotides. RefSeq names its product alpha carbonic anhydrase. Gene Ontology annotation, molecular function: carbonate dehydratase activity; zinc ion binding. Lineage: Eukaryota; Fungi; Ascomycota; Dothideomycetes; Pleosporales; Didymellaceae. The record is from RefSeq and is a predicted model, not a curated record. The transcript has 2 exons. Bases 246 to 1079 code for a protein of 277 amino acids.
CAAAGACUAUGACGCGCCCAAGGCGGUUGUGCGUAUGCAUAGAAAAAUGAACACUCUUGGCGGAGACGGCAUUCACGACAGCUGCCUUUCAAGUGUAGUGCUUGCCUUGGCGCCUUACCGCUGCGAUGCGUCGCGGAGUGUUGAGCUGCGCAAGGAGGUGCAUCGACUCGUGGACUUUAUAAGAAGGUCUGCUCGCAACAUUUGAAAAUCCUUUCCUUCUCCAUCAACCCCAAGAUUUUCCAAUCAUGUUUGUAUCGUCACUAGCUGUCUUCGCUGCGCUUGCGCCUUCGAUCUUUGGAUGCCCACAGCACUCAAACAACAAACGAUCAUACCUGCAAGGGCGCCAGGACAACCCUGCCCAGAACCCCAACGUCAACACAACCCAAAACGUGUGGGCAUACGAGGCAUCCUUCAACUGGGGAAAGUUGAGCCCUGACUACCGUCUUUGUCAAACUGGGACCCAGCAGUCGCCCAUCGCCCUAUCUCUCGGCAAUGGACUCGCACUCAACCAUGUCCCAACUUUCAACUACAGUGGCGCAGUGGCCGGUAACUUCUUCAACUGGGGAUAUGGGCCAGCGUUCACCCUCGCCCACAACGGAGACUGGACAUCACACCCCAGCUUCACAUACGACAACGUGACCCUCUACCUCAAGGGCUGGCACAUCCACGCCCCAGCCGAUCACUCGGUUGGAGGCGACCGCAGCAAGGCCGAGAUGCAUUUCGUCCACGUCGAUGCCGAGGGCCAUGAGGGCGCUGUCCUCGCUUUCCGCCUGGAUCCUGGUAAUUUCAAUAACACGUUCCUCGAACAGCUCCCUCCGAUGAUCGGAUUUGAUGAGAUGCAAGUGCAACAAUCGAUUGAAAUGAACGUUACCCUUGCUCUGGAUUCUGUGCAGUACUUCAACGAGUUCUGGACGUACCAAGGCAGUUUGACGAGCCCGCCGUGUCACGAGGGUAUCAGAUGGUUUGUCGCUAGGCAGAUCAUGUUCACUGGUGUGGAGCAGAUGCAAGCGAUUUUGGGUGCCAGCACUUACUCUGCAAGAGCAGAGCAAGAAGUUUGGCAGCAUCGCAUCAAUGAGUAGUUCGGGUAUGGGAGCAGAUUUGACAAUAAGUACACGGAAGACGCUAACGAGACAUGAUAUCUACGUGUAUGGAUUGGGCAUGGGGAGACGUUGUAUAUGUGUAUUUCUCUACGUACGUAUAUGUUUGUAGUUAAUCAAGCGCAUCCAAGACUCAAAGUGCAACGGAUCAACAAACAACAUUGAAGAGUGACGUGUCUU